Messenger RNA from Coregonus sp. 'balchen', 2167 nucleotides. NCBI's taxonomy places the organism in Eukaryota, Metazoa, Chordata, Actinopteri, Salmoniformes, Salmonidae. The record is from the annotation of a GenBank genome assembly.
AUGAUCAAGGUUAUUAACUAUGUUACACUUAUAUCAUUACUCAGAAAAAGUUCAGGCCUGUUUCUUAGAAAGUUAAUGCAGGAAGUAAAAUGUAUCCCCUGUCCUGUGUGGCCAAGGUCAUGGGUUGAAUUCCCACAGUGAUCACAUACACACCCUAGAAAUGUAUGUAUGCAUGCACUGCUUUGGAUGAAAGUGUAUGUAAAAAAAAAAACGGUAUAAAAAAAAUAUAAUAUUCAUGAAAGUAUCAAUGCCCUUGUGGUUAUACACAAUCUCUAAUAUUAUCUUGUCUUUUCCCUUACAGGAGCACCAUGCAGGCCAGCAGAACAUUUUCAACAUCUUCAGCCUGCACUCUGGAGGAGUCUACAUUGUCCAGGUCCGCUGCAAGCCAGACCACGGCUUCUGGAGCGAGUGGAGCGCCGCCAGCUAUGUCAAAGUCCCAGACUGUAAGUCCCUAUACACAGACUCCAUAUCAGUCACGAAUGUGCUGUGUUGCUUUCAACCACUCGGGGGUAAAUGUGUGUGUUUCCAGGGGUUUGGGAAUUAAAUGACAGACAGCCAAAAUAAACAUUUCUAAUAAAUCAAAAAACAUUUGAUGGACAAUAAAGUUGUAUUCUAAUGUUAUUCUCUUGUUGUGUUUGGCAGAUAUUCCCAGGGAACAGUCCAUGUGGAUUCUGAUAGCCAUCUUCUUAUCUUUCAUCAUUCUCAUUCUCACAUGGAUCAUCAACAUGAACAGAAACAGGUAAGAAGGACCUUCUGAAGUUACGAUCACAGCCAUGAUAAGACUACAGGCAAUCAAUGAAGAAGCUGACAGGAGAACUCUCCAUUUUAUUAAGUAUUCUCUUGUCUGGAGAUUUUAAUGGACAACAUUGUGAGUCAAGCACUCAAACAGCUGUCCCCAAGACCAGUGAAGUCUCUCUCUCUCUCUAGUGUGAAGCACUGUCUACUACCUCCAGUUCCUGGACCUAAAAUAAAAGGAUUUGAUAAACAGCUCCUCAAGGUAAAGUAAUAAUCACAUUGAUUCAUUCAGUAUUUGGCUAAAAAGGACAGGCUUUACAUUGUUAAUUGUUGUUGCUCUGUUCAUAUAAAUGUUCAUAUAAAUUGUUCCUUUCCCAUUAACCUCUUUGCUCUACAGAAUGGGAAAUCAGAAGAGGUGUUCAACGCAUUUGUCAUCCAAAGCUUUCCUACGAGGUCUACAGACUACGAGGACCUGCUGGUGGAAUACCUGGAGGUUUACGUCAACGAGGAACAGGAGCUGAUGCUGGAGGGGAAGGACCUCCAAGAUGUUGGCUGCCUCAAGUCCAAGGGCCCAUCGGACAGCGACUCGGGCCGAGGCAGCUGUGACAGCCACACCUUGCUGAUGGAGAAGUGUGGAGGUGUGGAGUCCAAGGAGGAGUCGAGCUAUGAGGAAACUGAACUUCUGCAGGGCCAGGCAGGGUCUUGGGAGAGGCUGGAGAUGGGAGACAGCCAGGAGGUGGACUGCCCAGAUUCAUCAGAUGGGAGGGUCAAGACCUGGUUGUCAGUCUUCUCCUCGUCGAUCCAUGGAUCCUCCGACAACCACCACCUUGGUACUCUUGAGGUGCCCAAGCAGCGCAGCGUCCCAGAUAACUUCUUCCCCACCUCCUCCUCUUCCCACCACCACCCAGAGUACAGGGACGGCCUGGGAGAGUACAGCGAGUACGGUCUCAGCAGAUCACCGUCCGCCAGAGCCCACCACCACUGGGAGGCCCACCACCUCCAGGCACACAGAAACUUCAACAUCUCCAGUCUGGAGCGCCAGAGAGAUGCCACGGCGCUUGGGCUGCCCCACUCCCAGUCCAUGGGGUACGUGGAGGUCCAAAAGGUGAACCAGGAGAACCAGCUGGUCCCGAAGCCCCUCUCCAGCCACGGCCAAGGCCCCUUCCAGGUACAGUUUAGCGGGGCCGGAGAGGACUACAGUAAAGUCAAUGGGGUGAACAAUUACAAUGUGCUCCUGCUGCAGAGGGAGAUGGCUGAGGCUGGCCUGUGCUGUGACUACCAGGUGAAGGUGGGAGCUUCAGAGCAGAGCUGUCCCACACAGCAGCAAGGGAAGAUGGACACACACACGCCUGCUGCUACCCACUUUCAGGAAAGCACGUGCCUGACCACAAGCGGCUAUGUGGACACUGCCACUAUGAUGCCCACCUUCUAG